ACAGUUUAAAAACCAUGUAGAAGCUUUUCACGGAUAGAAGUGGUUGGAGGGAAACGGUGCAAAGAGAGAGCAGAAGUCAAGGAUCUUUUGGCUCUGAUAUAUCUGCAAGUUUAAGGACCAUGGAGGAAGUUUUGCACGGGAAGAAUGAUGGCAGUCAAUUGGGACACACAGUUGGUUCCAUUCAGUCUGAACUUGAUGUCAAGGAUGGGUCCAAAGAUGUCCAUAGCUCUGCAGGAAACUCUGUUCCUUUUAACAUGAAGGAUAAGAAAGAACGGGAUGCUGCAAAACAGGGUGCACGCUUAGUGGAUAUCGAAACUUCGGGCGAUGUGAAUAUGGAUGCGUCAAUAAGCCCGGAUGAUGUUGCUCGUGCUGGAGGUCUUGGAGCAAGAGACGACAUAAGUAGUCUUCUCCCAGUAGCAAGUGAUUCCACAGACUUUGAAGAAGCCUUACUCGAGGCCCAAAAUUACGAAGGACCACAAAGGGAUGUAUCAAGACCAGGUCUGGGCUGGACCGAAGGUACACAUCAGAAGCUUGAAAAAUAGAGUAGCUAUACCGGCAUGUGAUAAGUAACUAAUGAUGAAGUUUCCUGGAUUCCCAUUUUGGUCUCAUGCUUUAUUGUCUCUUUGUGAGCUUUUGUAUUUACACGUGGCACUUGUGGUUUUUUUAAGAAGGAUUACUUGAAAUGCACCUCAUUGCGGAU
Messenger RNA from Rhodamnia argentea, 700 nucleotides. RefSeq lists its product as uncharacterized. The coding region runs from base 120 to 542 and encodes 140 amino acids. The transcript has 3 exons. The record is from RefSeq and is a predicted model, not a curated record. NCBI's taxonomy places the organism in Eukaryota, Viridiplantae, Streptophyta, Magnoliopsida, Myrtales, Myrtaceae.